CGAUGUUGGGAAAAUUUACUUCGAAUCAUGUCCAAAUUUAUCACCACUAUUCACGUACUGUUUCAUUAAGAAAACCUCGAAAGAUACAUAAAAAAUAAGCGUAUACAAAUUUUCCAUUACAUAACGAUACCUCAUAGCUCUAACCAAAAAUUAAGUCAUUUCCAUAAUCAAAAUUGGCGCUGGCGGCAGGAUACAACCGACCGCAGGCGCGCUUAACUUCAUAUCAUCCGCGUAACAGAGCGGCCAAUUGGAAUAUGUUGAAGCAGAAGCGUUUGGGAAAGCAGAAGCCCAAAGCAAAACCGAUACCAUGGGGCCUGAAAAAAAUCUGUUGGGGGCUGAUUAAUAUUACUGUGCCCAGGCAUCAACCUCGUAGUUGGAUCGAAACAAAUUUUCAAAAACGUGAAUGCAUUAAAUUUGUACCUUGUCCCAAGGAUGAAACAACAUGCUGCUGUGGUCAAUCACGACAAACUCACCAAACGAUACCUGGCAUCGAAAGUGGCUCUCCAGGAGAUGCCUGGCUGCCACAGAAACAUACACGUGCACAACCCACCGACGCUUAUGGUACUAUUGAGUUUCAAGGAGGUGCUCAUCCUACAAAAGCGCAGUAUGUGCGCUUGUCUUUUGAUACCCGUCCAGAACUCUUGGUGCAACUCUUUACAAAAGAAUGGAAUCUGGAACUGCCUAAAUUACUUAUAACUGUACAAGGUGGCAAAGCCAAUUUUGAACUGCAACCAAAGCUGAAAAAGGAAAUUCGUAAAGGUUUAUUAAAAGCUGCCAAAACAACGGGUGCUUGGAUUUUCACUGGCGGCACAAAUACAGGUGUUACGAAACAAGUUGGAGAUGCGUUGUUAUUGGAGGGCCAACAGCGUUCCGGACGUGUUGUUAGCAUUGGUAUUGCACCGUGGGGCAUUGUGGAACGUAAUCAUGAGUUACUCGGCCAUAAUCGUGAGGUGCCUUGUCAUAGCAUAAGUUCCCCCAGAUCAAAGCUAGCUGUGUUGAAUAAUCGUCAUGCAUACUUCUUGUUGGUAGACAAUGGCACACAAGCCAAAUAUGGCGCCGAAUUAAUACUAAGAAGAAAAUUGGAAAAAUUCAUCUCAAAUCUAAAACUACAUCCAUUUACACAUUCCAGCACACCCGUGGUUUGUCUUGUCAUCGAAGGAGGUACAAAUACUAUACGUGCAGUGCUCGAGUACGUGACAGAUACGCCGCCGGUACCUGUUGUGGUAUGUGACGGCUCUGGUCGUGCUGCCGAUUUAAUCGCUUUUGUGCAUAAAUAUGCGUCAGAUGGUGAUGAGCAGCCUGUGCUGGAGUCCAUGCGGGAUUACUUAAUUGGCACAAUACAAAAAACUUUCGAAGUUGCCAUGGAUCAGGCCGAAAAACUUUAUCAGGAACUUUUGCAGUGUACACGCAAUAAAAAUUUGAUUACAGUUUUCCGUAUACAAGAGAAGCCCGAAGGCGAAGCGCAAGAAUUGGAUCAAACUAUACUAACCGCACUGUUUAAGUCACAGCACUUAAGUCCACCGGAACAGCUUAGUCUGGCGUUAACUUGGAAUCGUGUUGAUAUCGCACGUAGUGAGAUUUUUGUCUAUGGACAAGAAUGGCCACACGGUGCCUUGGAUGAAGCGAUGAUGCAGGCACUUGAACACGACAGAAUCGAUUUUGUGAAACUGCUUUUGGAAAAUGGUGUCUCAAUGAAAAAAUUCUUAACAAUACCAAGACUUGAAGAGUUGUACAAUACAAAGCACGGCCCUGCGAAUACUCUGGGUUACAUACUACGCGAUGUUCGUCCACAUAUUCCAAAAGGUUAUAUAUACACCUUACAUGAUAUUGGUUUGGUUAUAAACAAACUAAUGGGUGGCGCUUACAGGUCCUAUUAUACGCGCCGAAAAUUUCGUCCUAUUUACGCAAAAGUUAUGAAUAGUUAUGCCAAUGCACAUCGUAAAUCCUCUACAUAUCAAAGAUGUGCCGGAGCAAAUUCAUUGAGUUUGGUCACAGGACUGUUGCCCUUUACAUCGGAAAUGGCACUUUUUGAGUUUCCAUUCAAUGAACUCUUGAUUUGGGCUGUGUUAACGAAACGUCAACAAAUGGCACUGCUAAUGUGGACUCAUGGUGAGGAGGCGUUAGCCAAAUCACUGGUUGCCUGCAAAUUGUACAAAGCCAUGGCACAUGAAGCAGCUGAGGAUGAUUUAGAUACGGAAAUUUACGAUGAAUUGCGUGCAUACGCCAAAGAAUUCGAAAGCAAAGGUAUCAAAUUACUGGAUUUUAGCUAUCGUACAGAUGCAGAAAAAGCGCAACGUUUAUUGACAUGCGAACUACAUUCAUGGUCAAAUCAAAGUUGUCUCUCAUUAGCAGUCGCUGCCAACCAUCGUGCACUUUUAGCGCAUCCUUGCAGUCAAGUUAUAUUAGCGGAUCUCUGGAUGGGUGGCCUACGUACACGAAAAAAUACAAAUUUAAAGGUUAUUUUGGGUUUAGUUAUGCCAUUUUAUAUAAAAUGCCUCGACUUUAAAACAAAAGAAGAGCUGCAGCAAAUGCCACAAACUGAAGAAGAGCACUUGGAAAAUCAAAAUUUAGAUAAUGACGAUUCAGAUCGCUCACAUCCUGAUGCAGAGAAUGCUCUUACAAAAGCGAAAAGAACUAUUUCAAUGAAAUGUAGGAUGACGAGUAACAAUAAUCCCGAAAAGGCACUUUUGGCAGAUACCUAUUCCCUACGCGAAACUAAAGUACAAGAAAAUGGAAAAGUUUCACUUACCGACUCUGAUCCUUCGCAAUUCCGUGAAUUUUUCAACAUUGCGGAGUAUGAAAUAAAACAGCAGCAACCACUGCGUCUAAAAAAGAAAUUCUAUGAAUUUUAUACAGCACCCAUCACAAAGUUUUGGGCUGAUUCGAUUGCUUAUAUGUUUUUUCUGAUAAUGUUUACAUUUACCGUCCUGGUUAAAAUGGGUCCAUUCCCACGCUGGCAGGAAUUUUAUUCGAUUGCUUAUAUCACAGCGUUGGGAUUUGAGAAAAUUAGGGAAAUCAUUUCAUCAGAACCUGUCGCAAUUACGCAUAAAUUUUCCGUGUGGGCUUGGAAUAUGUGGAAUCCGUGUGAUGGUGCAGCUAUUAUAUUAUUUCUGAUUGGACUUUCAUUUCGUUUCCGUCCCAAUACGAUGGAUGUCGGACGUGUUAUUUACUGUGUCGACAGUAUUUAUUGGUACCUGCGGUUGUUAAAUAUAUUGGGUGUAA
Teleopsis dalmanni is the source of this 3222-nucleotide messenger RNA. RefSeq names its product transient receptor potential cation channel trpm-like. Lineage: Eukaryota; Metazoa; Arthropoda; Insecta; Diptera; Diopsidae. Gene Ontology annotation, cellular component: membrane. Gene Ontology annotation, molecular function: monoatomic cation channel activity. The record is from RefSeq and is a predicted model, not a curated record. Gene Ontology annotation, biological process: monoatomic cation transmembrane transport; protein tetramerization.